Messenger RNA from Angiostrongylus costaricensis, 2565 nucleotides. The record is from the annotation of a GenBank genome assembly. Lineage: Eukaryota; Metazoa; Nematoda; Chromadorea; Rhabditida; Metastrongylidae.
AUGGAAAAUUUCAUGGCACACUUUAAUGCUUUGGAAUCGCAAUCUACUACAGACAGAGUCCGCUUAGAAGAGCUGCAACGUAGCAACGCUAUGAAAAAGGAAGUCAUUGCCCAUAUGAAAAAUGAACUGGCAAAACGUAAUGAAUUGGAUCGAAGGCGGAAUGAAAGACUUGAAAAUUUUGAAUGUCAACGCAAAAUGACAAUGGAGAAUGUUACUGCAAAUCUUUCUUACGCCAAGGCAUUGUCAGCUGGAUUGGGAACUUUAGAUUUGGAAUCUGCUAAUCAAGUGACGAACAAGGAUGGAGUUCGAACGAAAUUGGAUGACUUGAGAACACAAAUGUCAAGAAUUGGUGAGAUUGAGGAAAAACUGCGUAGUGAUAUUCAUGACCUUCAGCAACCGCCAAGAACAAUAGCAGCUGGUCUCAUCACAGAAAUGCGAACUAAGCAGGCAAUCAUUCGAAAAGAAAUAUCAGAUCGAAUGGCGACUUUUGACUUAACUCACCUCAGUAAUAUUAUUAAGGCAAUUGUUGCGGAGGUUCAGGCGAUUGAGAGCCAACGCAAGCAAAAACUUGAAUUGUCAAAAGAGCUUGCAGCAAAGUCUGAAAUUCUGUCUAAUUUGGAUGCUGACAAUGAGGCAUUGGCUUCUCAGCUGCAAAAACUCCAGACUCAAUUCUCAACACUGCAGGAGGAGAAGGAGAAGGUUAUUAAGCAAAAUGAGGAUAACGCUAGACGUCUGAACGACAUGGAAUUAGAAAAAGAAGAGCUUCUCAAGACAUCAGAAUCACUUGCAUGUGAACUUGAGGAAAUAAGGAGCCAAGCAACCAGUCAGAAGAAAAAACAGGCUGAAAUCGACGAGAAAAUAUCAUCGGCUAAGCGUGCAUUAGAAGAAAUGAAAGCAGAGGUUUCAUGUAAAGAAGAAGCCCUUAGAAGGUUGAAGGAACAACGCGAAAGUAGGGAAGCGCAGAUGGCAGUAGAGCUAGAGAAUAUGAAAAACGACUUCGAACAAAAAUUUGAAGCAUUAUCGAGACAACGGGACACUUAUGUGAAAGCUUCGGAAGACGCCCGAGCAGAGAUUGAAAAAUGGAAAGGCUAUGAACAUUUUCUCCACGUCUACGAGGAGCGGUGUCGUAGAAUAGCCGAAGCACAGGAAAAGCUGCUGGAGUUGAAGGAAUAUCAUAGAUAUCUCCUCAAAAAGGUGGAAGAAAAGAGGAAGAGGAUUAUUCAAAAGAGUGCGGAACUCGAAACCGUUCGUCGUAACGUCGACGACACAAAGCGCGAGGUAGAAAAAAGGCUAGGGGAUAUGAAGAAAAGCAGAAUCGAAUGCGUUAAGAAAAGGAAAGAGAUGGACAAAGUCAGUGAGGGAAAGAACAUCAAUACGGGUUAUCAGUUAGAGGGGGAACCUCGUCUCCCAAAGAUCAGAAAAAUUGAGGUUGAAAGGGACGAACGUUCUGGUUUGAGACACACCACCACGCUUGCUUCAAAGUUGGCUGACGAUUUCAAGCGAGGUAUUACAGUGGAUCUGGGCGACAGUGUGGUAAGAGAGGACGCCGGCGGCGAUUUAUUCGGUCGUGUGGAGAAUAUUGCAUAUAGGAAAUUUUCUCAGCCGAAAGCCAACGAUGCAAACACAGCGCUAGCGUAUGAACGAGUUCGUGGAAGUGAGAUUACGGCUGUUGCUGAGACUAUUGAGCAAACGCAGAAACUGUUCGAAGCUCAUGACUGCAAUGUUGGGGAAAAAGAUGGUGCAACAAGAAAUGAGUAUGCCAUUAACGAGUUUAUCAGCACUCAAAGACUUUCGCCUGCCGACAGUUGUAAUGAUGACGUGGAAGGGUUCGCUUUCUAUAUCGUUAAAGAACCUCAGUCGGAAAGUGAUCUCUCCGAGGAACUUAGCGACACUCCACUCCCUCAAUCGACGCUUGAAGUAGCGGUGCUUGAGAAUGUAGUGGAACAUGAUCCACUCGUGGAAAGUGGAAAAUCCGUCAAAAAGCUUUCUGAUGAAAAGGAACAGAAAGUUUGGGGACAACAAGAAAUAAAGACGUAUCAUAAUGAGGAGCUGUGUAACUACUUCAUCACGAAAGCAGAAGAUUCCUUUGAUACACGAGAACUUAAACUUGAUGAAGCUCCUUGGCCGAAUCUUCUUAAUGAGAAGCACACCCUUGGCAAAGAAGAAUUUUUAGAAUUAAAGGAUGGAAACAAUAUCUCUAAAGCGUCAGUGCACAAAUCAAGCUGUGGAACACCCAGGCGUGGGCAGAAGGUUGAGAUCUGCAAUAUCAGACAGCAAACACCUUCACUACUUCAGCGGCAGUCACCUCUCCACAUUCUGGAAGAGAAAGUUCGCACUCAUACGAAACAACCAAUUGUUGCUGGUUUGCCUGAAUCCUGCGUUGUUUGUAUUUCUCGAGAAAUGCGAAGGGCAUUAUCAUAUCAAGAACUGUCUAUUAUGUGUAAACUGAUGACAGUCCUUGAAUUUUGCGAUGAGACCACAGCUCACUGUGUAGUUUUAGCAGAUACGAACGGUGUUAGCGAUAUUAAUGCCGAUCUCCUGCGUGCAAUGAUGCAGUUGGUUUAA